GCAGACAGGGACGAAGAAGGAAGCUUGGCCAGUUGUUCCAGUCCACAUUAUGUAGCAUCAGAAGAAGAACACCUCUUCCCGGCUGCCUGAUUCCGCAGUGGGGGAUGAUGGUGUAGUAAGCAAUCGAUUGUGCAACUCUGAGAGCGACAAGGGGAUAAACUUGAAGGCAGGCUACAAACCACCAAUUUAAUCCUGGCAGCCACCUCCAGUCCCCAUAAGCUUGCUCUUAUACUGGGCCGGCAACAUGUUGUUUGAGUUCAUCUCAAAUAUAUAGAUAUUUGAGAAUUGUAUUUUAUGUGCGUAACAAGAAAUUUAAAAUGCGCCACAUUUUGUCACAAAGGAGAUGCGGAGGUAUCAUCUUGUUUCCAAAAAUGGUUCGAUUGGAAGGGAAUUCAUUUUUGGGAAGAAUUUGAAGGAGAUUAUUUUGGGGUUCUUUCCAACCAAACAAGUGUUUGUUGUGCCUUCAAUUCCGCAAAUUUUAGAAUUCCAGAUCGAUCUCUUUUUUAUUCGCAAUCCCGAUUCCUUUUCAUUUUCCUUUUUCCUUUUUCCUUUUUUCCUAUUUCAACUCCCAACCAAUUUCUCUACGCAUUUUAGUCUCUCUCUGUUUCCUUUUGGGGUAGGAGGAAGAGGAGUUCGUACUCAGGCGAUGAACAUGGUGUUCCAGAACUGUGUUGCGCUUUAACACCGAAAUUUUGGUAUACUAUGGACACAGGCCCUGCUUCUUCUAACCAUUCAUCGCCAUUGCCUUUUCUUAUGGAAUGCCGAUUUCCCUUGCAAUCGGCAUUCAGUUCUUUUUGCAUUUCCGACCAUCCUCCUCGUCCAACUCCGAUCUAGCUUCACCCAACACCACCAUUGCUCUAUUUUCUUAGACUAACAAUUUCACCCCUUUCGAAUCCUCCUCUUUUGGUAACCACCUGCGUUUUCUACCAAAAAUGAGUGCAUAGCUCAUCCAAAUCAGUGCCUUAGUUGGAAGUAUGGAGUCUCUUGAUACUGCUGCCGAGAAAGAUCCAAACGGUCGAUACGUUCGGUUCGAUGAAAUCGUGGGAAGGGGCGCUUUCAAGACAGUUUACAAGGCAUUUGACGAAGUUGAUGGCAUUGAAGUUGCCUGGAACCAAGUAAGGAUUGAUGGUUUCCUGCAGUCUCCUGAGGAUUUGGAAAAGUUGUACUCCGAAGUACUUUUACUUAAAUCCUUAAGACAUGAGAACAUUAUCAAGUUCUACAAUUCAUGGGUGGAUGAUAAGAAUAAAACAGUCAACAUUAUUACUGAGCUCUUCACAUCUGGGAAUUUGAGACAAUACCGUAAGAAGCACAAACAUGUUAAUAUGAAGGCCAUAAAGAAUUGGGCGCGACAGAUUCUCCGAGGCUUGGACUAUCUUCACAGUCACAAUCCUCCCAUUAUUCAUAGAGAUUUGAAAGGUGAUAAUAUUUUUAUUAAUGGGAAUCAUGGAGAAGUUAAGAUUGGAGAUCUUGGAUUAGCUAUUAUUUUGAAGCAGCCUACUGCUCGAAGUGUAAUUGGAACUCCUGAGUUCAUGGCUCCUGAGCUUUAUGAAGAGGAGUACAAUGAGCUUAUUGAUGUAUAUGCUUUUGGGAUGUGCAUGCUGGAGAUGGUUACGUUUGAGUAUCCUUAUAGUGAAUGUAAAAAUCCGGCUCAGAUCUUCAAGAAAGUUACAUCUGGUAUUAAACCUGCUUCCCUUGAUAAGGUGAGUGAUCCACAAACCAAGGAGUUCAUCAAUAAAUGUUUGGUUCCGGUGCAAGAUAGGUUGUCUGCAAAAGAGCUUCUUAAAGAUUCAUUCCUUCAAGUUGAGAACCCCAAGGAAUCAACGCACGAUCUCCUACAGUUACCUAACCAUGUUCCUAAAUCGAUAAAUUUGCCAAAGAGUGAACCUAUUGACAUUGACCUCAAACAACAUUCUAUGACCACCAGUGCUGAAAGCAAUAGUGGGAGUCCACUGUUUCCAGACAUGGAAUUCCAGACUAUGAACAAGAACAAUGAGUUUAGGUUACGUGGAAAUAAGAAUGACGACAACUCGGUGGUGUUAACCUUGCGUAUUGCAGACUCGAACGGUCGAGUGAGGAAUAUACAUUUUACGUUUUAUCUUGGUUCUGAUACUGCACUAUCAGUGGCAGCUGAAAUGGCUGAACAAUUGGAGUUGGAAAAUCAUGAUGUUGAUUUCGUAGCUGAACUUAUUGACUUAUUGAUAACAAAACUGGUACCUGGUUGGAAGCCGUUGUUUUAUUAUUCCUUAAAUGGAGAGUUGAGUCUUUGUGGCGGCCCCCCUACCCUUUUAAGUGCCAAAUCAUCUAUUGCAUCUCCAUGGGAUUCAAUGUUAAAUGGGGUGGAUGAUGGUCUGCAAUCGAAUGGAGAUGGUGGCUGGGCUGAUGAUAUUCCCAAUAGUCAAAUUUUUGAUACUUGCCCUUCUUCUCCCAGCUUCGCUAAGUUUGAGGACCUGAGUUCUCAUACUUCAUUCGCAUCAGAGUUAUUGGUCAAAGACUGUUCGACCAAAAGUGCUAAGGUGAUGGAUUGUUCGAAUAUUGUUGAUGGAAGCUCAAAGGGGUCGUCGACCUGGUCGGCUGCAGAACUAGAGCUCCAAGGUGCAUUAGAUGUUGGAAAGUUGAAUCCCAUGGAUUAUUUUGUGAAGAACUCAGUGAUGUCAUUGGCAAAUGAAGCAGCAGCUAAUGUGAUGAGCUUGACAAGCAGUUGUUCUUCGCUAUCCUUAACGGACAAGGAUCUGGAUGCCGAACUGGAGAUGGAACUUGAUGCUAUUGAGAGACAUUAUCAGCAGCUGGUGGAGGAGCUGUCUCGAAUGAGAGAGGAGGCAGUAGAGGCCACCAGAAAGAGAUGGAUUGCAAAGAAGAAGCUGAUUCAUUGAGUGCACAUGCAUGCAUACACACACUUUCAUUUUAUUUUUCUGGUUGUGUGUUGUUUUUUUCUGUUCGUUUCGUGUGUCCCUCUGGAUGAAAGCAUGAGCAGGACAACAUGAUAUACUUUAAAAGGUUGAAUCCCUAUGGUGGGCGCGCCUGGUUUUGGAAGAAGUCGCUGUCCCAAAAGUGGAUUCUUUUUUGUACUUUUGGAGUUGAAUUCUGUGCACAACACGUUCUAUUGCUCCCAACUCAUUCUUUUUCCCAACU
Cucurbita maxima (winter squash) is the source of this 3129-nucleotide messenger RNA. RefSeq names its product probable serine/threonine-protein kinase WNK10. The transcript has 7 exons. The record is from RefSeq and is a predicted model, not a curated record. Bases 975 to 2870 code for a protein of 631 amino acids. Gene Ontology annotation, molecular function: ATP binding; protein serine/threonine kinase activity. Gene Ontology annotation, biological process: protein phosphorylation; intracellular signal transduction. Gene Ontology annotation, cellular component: cytoplasm. Lineage: Eukaryota; Viridiplantae; Streptophyta; Magnoliopsida; Cucurbitales; Cucurbitaceae.